Messenger RNA from Capsaspora owczarzaki ATCC 30864, 381 nucleotides. RefSeq lists its product as hypothetical. NCBI's taxonomy places the organism in Eukaryota, Filasterea, Ministeriida, Capsasporidae. The transcript is spliced from 2 exons. The record is from RefSeq and is a predicted model, not a curated record. The coding region runs from base 1 to 381 and encodes 126 amino acids.
AUGGCGGCUUUCGAGCAUCCUCCUGGAGCGAUUUGCGAUUUCGAGUCAGAGCUGCCGCAUCGUUCUUAUCUGGAAAAGCUCAAGUCCCGUUCUGGCUGCGCGUUGGACCACAAGGAAACUGGCGAGGUCAAUGCCGCGAGCGUCAGUGACAAAGAUGAUCUCAACGACAACGACGACGACGACGACGACAACAGCAGCGUCUCGAGUGACGAUUGCAAAUCCGCCACCGCUUUCGUGGGUGAUGCACCGCGGCGACCUGGACCAAUUCGUUCAAGGCUGCCAGAUGACAGUUCCUUGAAAACGUUCCUUGCACUGCAAGAUUGCAUGUCAUUUUCGCUCACCACACUUCUGUGUCCCAACAUGUCCCUCGUAAAAACGUGA